GACCUGCCCUGCGCUCUCCACAAACGUAAAUUCGAGUAGAAAAUAUUAAAGGAGAAAAAUUAAGUGGAAAAAGUAAGAGAAAAAAAAAAAAAAAGUAAGUGAACAAGAGGGAUGGAAAACCAACUUGUAUGGAUUGUAUAGGCUGUAAAGUGUAUUUGCUUUUAAACAAACGUUUAUUAUAGAUUGUUAAUCGCUAUUUGCGCGAAAAGAAGGAGCUGUCUCCAAUGGUCAAAUACUAUACGUUCGCGUAUCGCAAAUUCCUCGUGUAGCGAUUCUUGCGUUGUCCACUCAAAUCGUACUGGCGAAAAACCCCCUUUUUGCAGGCAAUAAAUUUACCACGUAUUACGACGAACGAUAACGUUUUAAAUCCAAACUUUUAUCCUAUUUUUUCGUUUCAACCGGUUCCUUCCUACGUUCGGUUAUCGUCUCGAUCUCCUACACACACACACACACACACACGCGCGCGCGCUGCAUUCACGUACACGCGCGCACAUUACACACACGCACACAUACAUUACCAUCGGUUUGGCACUGCAUCGAUGUCGAACGUAACUUCCUCUUAACGUAAACGAGAUACAAAUGUAAUUAGCAAUUGGAGACAAUCUCCGACUAAGGAUAUAUACUAGCGAGUACUACGUAUUUGCCACGAUGUUGCAUAAUCCUCAUUGCGAAAAUCCUCAAACGAAUAAAUUAAAUGACAACAUAAGGCGGACUGAAAUAUUAACGUAACGUAAUAAACAAGGACCCGUAUUCUUGUCUUCAUUUUUUUAGAAUGAUAAAAAUAGUGAGUCGUUACGCUUUAUAUAUUAUACACUUCGAAUAUAUGAAUAUACGAGUAACAAUACGUACAGAAGCAAAUACAGAAAUGCAGGCAUCUUGUCGUUAAAUUGUAAGAUAUUGUGUUCAAACUCCAGAAUGUACUCUGACCCCUUCCUCAGACUACUAUAUAUUAAUUAUAUUGUGCACUAUGCUCCAACUUGUCCAUACGAAUAAAUAUAUUGAAAAAAUCUUACUUUACAGUAUCCUCGAUCGGCACCGUGACCUUUAACGAGAUCGCGUCUUUUCAAAGUUCCCCCUUAUCACCAACGAAUUUUUAUACCAUUUUCUUUCUCGUUGUUUCCUUCUAUUCUAUUAUGAUCAUUUUAGCUACGUAUGUUAUAAAUCAUUGCUACAGUACCAUAUAUCUUCCUAUUAAACGAUCUUUGUACGAUUUUAUGUAUUUAUGUGUACAAUUUAUGCAAAUAUCCAAACAGAAUUAUGUCUUUAAUUUGAGAACCCCUGUGUGGACUAGCAAUGAUGGUAUACGCAUUGAAAUGUGCACGUCAAUCGUUUCGUAUGAUGAUAAUCCUUAAUCGCUAACAGAAAAUCUUGACUUUUACAAAUUUCUUUCAAUAUAUGUUCUUCGUGCAAAUACGUUAGUCUUAUUUUCAUACACUUUAUGACAAACGAUAAGUAAAAACAUUCGUAUACAUUUCAUAUAAAUAUAUACACACACACACACGCGCGCGCGCGCAACAAAGCACACAAAAUGCGCGCGCAUCCCCUCCCGUAUCGUUACAAGUAAGAAUACAUUUUAACGGUGUAAGGUUAUAUUUUGUAAUCUAAAUACUUCACAUUGUACUCUCGCGACAAGUUAAGCUUUUUCGACAUAAUGAAAUAUGAUUUUUAUCAUACGUAUUAUUUAAGAACAAGGACACAUGCAAUUAAUGUAUAAGACAAAUUUUGGUAUACUACUUCUACAAAAUGAACGAGAUAGAAUAUAAAUUAGAAUCGACAAAUCCUGUCUUAAUAUCACACGCAGUAUCUAAACUUUUCGAAUCUAUUAAGAAAAAGAAAUGCGACCGACAAACGGACCAUAUUUCGAAGGUAGCCGAAUUUAAGUUAUUAUGGACAAAGCGAAACAGUACGAAUGUCACACUCAGCAUAUCCGUUUGUCAAGCUUUAAUUGCUCUAGUCGAAAAUGGAUUAUGGGACCUAAAUGAUGCGUUAUCUACAUUCAUUUCGAGUAUCUCUUCUAUAAAAAAUUAUGUAGUUAUUACUACAACCAUAACUCAUUUAUUAAUAUUGGAUUUAAAACGUGGUAUGGAGAAUGAAACUUUGUUUACGUUACAUACACCACAGCAUCCUUUCAUAAUUAUCUUAACUCAAGACAACCAGAGUUGCCAAACUGUAUUAAAUCAAAUGACUUUUAUUAUGAAUCAUCAAGAUCCCCGAGUUAAGGAAAAUAGUGCCAAGAUAUUACGUCCAGUAUUUUUAUAUAUUUUAUGUAAUCCUUCAUUGAAUUCUAUGGAUUACUAUAUGCAACAAGUUUGGCAAUUAUUGAUUAAAUCAAAGCAUAAUACAUAUUUGCAGACAGAAAUUUUACUUUGGCUGUGCACUGCAGAGACCCAUUCUUGCAUGAAUACGAAUUAUAGAAUUUUAGAACUUGCAGAAAAAGCAGCAUUAGAGAAGAAUAGAGAAUAUUGUACAGCUUUAUUGCCAAUGAUUGCAUCUUUGAUUAUACAAUUACUAAAACAGGAUUCUGAUCCAAGACCAAAUUUUGAUAUUAUACUUCUUAUCAUGGAAUAUUGUGAUACCUAUAUAGGAAAUCUUAUGUUAACGUUAAUGGCAGAAAUAGUUACUUUAUGUCCAGCUAUUUAUUUACAUGAUAUUUUGAAAAUAUGUAUGUUGAUAAGAAAAGAAAUGUCUUACAACGAUAUAUUUUUCAACACUUUAAUAGCAUCUAUUGUAAAAUGGAUAGCAUAUCCAUCCGUAUUAUGUUCCGAUGCGUUAAAUACGGCGAAAAAUUUAAUGAACGAAGUCUCGACAGAAACAAAAUUCAUACGUAAUGAUGAAACGGUAUUCUCAAACAGAUUUUUCACGGUGUUUACUCAUUCCGAUCCAUACAUUCAAUUGUAUACAGAGUUAGUGCACUGCUUGAGUAUCUGGAACCUGAAUGAUAUUUUAUUAUGGUUAAAAUAUAUAUCACAUGCACCUAUUUAUUUAAAAGACAAAUGUAAAUUAUUAAUAUCUGGACUUUUUUUACAAUCAAAUGAAACACAAGUUGUCCAAUUGUGUUGUACCGCACUUGUUGAUAUCAGCAAAGAAAUGAACAAUUUUGGAUCGCACGUAUUAUCAUUGAUAUUGCAUAAAUUAACCAAAUGUAAAAGCAGUAUAGAAUCAAAAUAUUUAUUACUUGCUGUACCUGAACUUAUGAUUACAAAAGAAAAUGUUCCAAUCAUUAAUCACACAUUGAACAUGUUAUUAAAUGGUGACAAGCAAUUGAAAUAUUUUAUAAUUGAGUUGUAUCUUAAAGCACUGAGAAAAGAACCAAGGUGUUACAGAUUUAUUUCUGCCGCAAUAAUUCAAAUGAUGAAAAGUGAUUCCACUUGGUAUUCGGACGCAACCUGUGCAAGAGCUAUGAAAUAUAUUUGCGAAAAUAAUCCUGAACAUGGAGAAAAGUUGGUCCCAUUGUUAUCACAGAUAUUAAAUCGUUCGACAAGUAUAAACGGUGGGACCGCGAGUGCACUUGCGCUUGGAUGUAUUUCUGCUCUUUACAAAGCAUCAAUAAUAGAUAUUUAUUCGACAUGGAGAGUACUAGCUCCGAAAAUGAAAGUGGAAAAGCGUUCUAUUGUUUUAAAAAGCUUAUGCGAGUUACUUGCCGAUAUUCCACUCUAUACCCACUCUGAUUACCUCAAAGAAUAUGAUCAAUUGAUUGAUAAUAUCGUAUCAAAAUUGUGGGAAUGCACGUCGUGUAACGAUGUAAAAGUAAUCAAUUCCGCGCUUAAAGCACUAGCUUCGUUUCGUCUAGAACAACUAUCUCUGAAAACACUACCACCAAACUUUAAACGUAAUCUCGUAUUACCAGCAGAAUAUGCGAAAACUUCGAGCGAUGCAGUCCUCGAUUCAGAAGACGCUUUUUCAUAUAUACCUGGUGGUUGUUGGAUACAAAUGCUCCAAAAUAUAAAUACAGCUGCCUUACCAGCAGCUGGGAAUCUUUUAAUUUCCUUCAUAACAGAAGAAAUAAAUAAUUUCCGAUCUGGUAUUUAUGCUUGGCCUCAAGGAGAACCGCAAAAUUUUAAAUAUUUACCAGAAAAAAGUGUAAUCAGAGCGGUUGGUGAAUAUUUAAGGAGAUCUGAUAAAUCGGAUUCAAAUAAUCAUCGUAUCAUUACAGAAUGCUUACGAAUAUUUGCACAUAAAUAUCCAAAACCAUUGCCCAAUACAAAUUGGAAUUUCCUGACGGAUGCUGUCAACAUUUCGCUCGAAGCAAAGCAAUAUGCCCUCUCAAUCGCAUGUCAUCAGGCAACAAUAUCUCCAUUUGCUAAAUUUUUUAUAGAGAAUUAUUUAUCAACAUACAAAUCUGUAAAAGAUGCAGAUUUUACUUGGAGAAAUAAUGAACACCCGGUAUUAUAUUCAAAUCUCGGAGACUUGUGUCAAGCUAUACAGCCAAAUAUUAUUAAACCAUUUUUAGAAUCUACAUUAGAACAUGUAAUUGAAAAAAUAAAUGUCGAUAAUCACGAUUCGAUACAGUCGUUUCAUUGUAUCAUGAACGCGUAUGCUCAGGCAUUAAAAAAUCCAGAAAUAUGUCAUACUAACUCUGCACUCCUUUAUACUAUGCUGGAAAAAUUUUUAGACAAGAUAGAUUUAACAUGCGAUCGUUUUUAUUCUUACUUUACAGCAGUUUCGGAAUUACCAAUAGAACAUUUAGAAAGAAUGACAUCUCCCAAAAUGUGGUGGGAAAUAGUAGCCAGUAAAUUGAAAAAUGCAAUCGCGAUCAGAGCCGAAUUGACUUUAAAGAAGCACAGUUCCCAGUCUCCAUUAAUAUGGUUGAACGAGAUCAUGGAUGAAAUUGUCACCUCUACAUCUAGCGUGAAAAAAUACUUUCUCGAAAUUAUGCAAAAAGUACAGAUAAAUAUGCAAUUCGAGAGUUGUAGUCCAAAUUGGAUUCUGAAUCUUAUGAUACAGGUUCAGGGAUUUUUUAUGGAAUCAAUGCAAAAUCAUAAUGACAAAGUACAAUUCUAUUGUGAUGUUUUAUUUGUCUCUGUCAUUAGCUUGUCUGGCAUAGAUUCUGUAUUAAUGAAACAAGAUCUAGUUAUCAAAUCGCAAAAUGUCAGAUCAAAAUUAUUUCCUCAAGCCCUAACAGUUCUCUCCAAUAGAGAAGAUUGGAAGCAUGCAAUUCCACAGAUGAUGGAAUGGUUAAAUUAUAUGAGAACGAGUAAUGCUUCUAAUACACAUAAAUCCACAUUUCAUCAAGCAUUAAUUUGUUUAAAACACAAUUCAUAUUACAAAGGUGUAUGGACUAAAUAUUUAUCGAUUUAUACAGAUAUCGACAUUUGAUUGCAAGCUGAUACAUAUUAGACAGAAACAACUUUUAUUGCAA
Messenger RNA from Eufriesea mexicana, 5359 nucleotides. RefSeq names its product focadhesin. The record is from RefSeq and is a predicted model, not a curated record. Lineage: Eukaryota; Metazoa; Arthropoda; Insecta; Hymenoptera; Apidae. Bases 1744 to 5316 code for a protein of 1190 amino acids. The transcript has 8 exons. Gene Ontology annotation, biological process: regulation of post-transcriptional gene silencing.